Daucus carota subsp. sativus is the source of this 1219-nucleotide messenger RNA. RefSeq names its product probable pyridoxal 5'-phosphate synthase subunit PDX1. The coding region runs from base 74 to 1000 and encodes 308 amino acids. The record is from RefSeq and is a predicted model, not a curated record. Gene Ontology annotation, molecular function: amine-lyase activity. Gene Ontology annotation, biological process: pyridoxine biosynthetic process; amino acid metabolic process; pyridoxal 5'-phosphate biosynthetic process. Lineage: Eukaryota; Viridiplantae; Streptophyta; Magnoliopsida; Apiales; Apiaceae. The transcript has a single exon.
CUCGCCUUCGCCACCCUUUUCUCUCCGCGAACAAGAUAAACAGACAAUCAAUAAUUCUUUCUAGGGUUUCGAAAUGGCCGGCACGGGAGUAGUCGCCGUUUACGGGAACGGUGCCAUCACCGAGACAAAGCAAUCCCCUUUCUCCGUCAAGGUCGGUCUGGCUCAGAUGCUCCGCGGCGGCGUCAUCAUGGACGUCGUCAACGCGGAGCAAGCGCGUGUGGCGGAAGAAGCCGGCGCGUGCGCCGUCAUGGCUCUGGAGCGCGUCCCCGCCGACAUCCGCGCCCAAGGCGGCGUCGCCAGGAUGUCGGAUCCGCAGCUGAUUAAGGAGAUAAAGCAGGCCGUGACGAUUCCGGUGAUGGCGAAAGCGAGGAUUGGGCAUUUCGUGGAGGCGCAGAUAUUAGAGGCGAUUGGGGUUGAUUAUGUGGAUGAGAGUGAGGUUCUGACCUUAGCUGAUGAUGAAAAUCAUAUAAAUAAGCAUAAUUUUAGGAUCCCUUUUGUCUGCGGGUGUCGAAAUUUGGGGGAAGCCUUGAGGAGGAUUCGAGAAGGUGCUGCGAUGAUUCGAACCAAGGGUGAAGCUGGCACUGGUAAUAUAAUUGAGGCUGUUAGGCAUGUGAGGUCUGUUAUGGGUGAUAUCAGGGUUUUACGGAACAUGGAUGAUGAUGAGGUUUUCACUUUUGCCAAAAAAAUUGCGGCGCCUUAUGAUUUGGUUAUGCAGACUAAGCAAUUGGGGAGGUUGCCUGUUGUUCAGUUUGCGGCGGGUGGCGUGGCGACUCCUGCUGAUGCUGCGCUCAUGAUGCAAAUGGGCUGUGAUGGCGUUUUUGUUGGCUCGGGUGUGUUUAAGAGUGGGGAUCCUGUUAGGAGAGCCAAGGCCAUUGUGCAGGCGGUUACUCAUUAUAGUGAUCCCGAGAUGUUGGCGGAGAUUAGCUGUGGAUUGGGAGAGGCUAUGGUGGGAUUGAAUUUGGAUAAGAAUGUCGAGAGGUAUGCCAAUCGGUCUGAAUGAAAUGCUUACCGUUUUGUCUCGACUGUGUCUUUGAUUAAUAGUUUUUUCUUUUAUGGUUAUUGUAGAAGAACAAGUUGAUGGUCUAGAACCUUUACUAGUUUUAUGUUAUGUUUGAUGACGUUCGAACAUAUAUACUUUGGUUUUAUCUAUUAAGUUUGGUUCGUUUGUCGUACUCUUGAAGCUUUCAAAUUAUAUGGAAGUAUUACUUUUUAUGUUUUA